AUGCAUCCUCCGAGCCGCCAGGGGGCGCGUUGUCGGAGCCCGCCGCUCUUGGCGGCGCUCGUGCCCGGCGGCGGAAGGACGCUGGUCCGGCACGUGUCCAUGGAGGCCGGCGGGUCCCGCUGCCUCAGCCGCGGGAGCACUGGGGGAGUCUGCACUGUUGGGGACCCGGGAGGCACCGGCGGAACGCGCGGUACCGGGGAAAAGGAGGCACUGGCGGGAGCCACCGAUGAGGGGGCCGAGGAGGUACCGGGGGACCCGCGGUACGGGCCUGGGGAAGCACCGCGGGAACGCCCGGUACGGGGAUCUGGAGGGGCUGCCGAAGCACGGCAGGACCGGGAGGCCCCGGGGGCACUGCAGUCCGGGGCUGUCCGGGUGCCGGGGCUGGCGGCCGCUCUCCCGUCCCUCACCACCCCGCUGUCGCGCAGCACGGCGGAGCAGCCGGAGCGCCAGGCCCCGCGGAGCCCCCGCGGGCAGAAGCAUUUCCUCCCCGACGGCUCGGCCGGGCAGGCCGAGAGGCUGCGGCGCUGCGGCGAGGAGCAGUGGCGGCUGCUCUGCGAGGAGCGCCCGGAGCGGCCGGGGAAUCUGGUGAAGGCUGAGUGGAAACCAGAACGGGGCAUCGUGGAGCUGAAGUCCCCUGCGGGAAAGUUCUGGCACACCAUGGGGUUCUCAGAACGAGGCAAACAAUGUCUGCUGCCCGAGGAAGCUCUGUACCUGCUGGAGUGUGGCUCUGUCCAGCUCUUUUACAGAGAUGUGCCCCUGUCAAUCCAGGAAGCCUACGAGACCCUGUUGUGCCAGGAGGCAAUGAGCCUGUCACAUUACCAGGUGUUCAGCCACUUGAAGCAACUGGGUUAUAUUGUACUGAGAUUCGAUCCCAGCACUGUCCUGUCUCCCUAUGAGAGGCAGCUGAACUUGGAAGGUCACUGCAAGAGCUCUGGGAAGCACCAUUGCAAGAGGAGGAGGAGGAGUUCCAGCCCCCGGUUGCAUGAGAAGAAACAUAAAGUAGAUGAGGACCUUCCAGAAGCUGAAGGGACCUCCAGCAAAGAUGGAGAUGACUAUGGAGACUCCAUUCCUGUGGAUGAAAAGCCCUUGUCAGUGCAGCCAAAGGAAUCAGAUGAUGGCAGUGCAGAGGGGGAGUCAAUGCCAGUUCCUCUUGAUACUGGACAAAAGGACUCUCUGAGCUUCUCCAGCAGGCAGGCUGGAGACCACAAGGACAACAGCACUGGCACCCAUGCACCCCGCUGGGAUUUUACCACCAUCACCUUUCCCAACAUAGCCUCAGACCAGCCAUGCACACAUCUGCCCUCCCCUGACAGCAGGCUCCUGCCAGAGAACGUGCCAGGCAGGGAGGUGGAUGCAGCUUCCUGGUGCACACAGAUCAACCAGAAACAGGAGAAGCUGACGCGGAAGGAGAGGAAGCAGCACGAGAGGGAGAGCAGGUACAAGAGCAGUGUCAAUGCCGACCAGGAGGUGAGGUGCUGCUCCAACUGGCAGGAGUACAAAGCCCUCUUGGAGCAGAGGAGGCAGCAGAGGGCUUGGAAGCGACCGUCGCACCUCUGGAACCAAGCUGUCACACCACUGCUGCGGCCAGAAGAAGUGACCUCGCCAGCUGAGCUCCUCCAGCAGAUCAGUGUGCUGCAGCCCUCCCACAUCCUGGAUGGAGCCUCCUGGCUGCAGGAGGACCGAGAGGCCAUGAAGAUAGACUUCAACGUGUACCAAGCAGACGCUGUGUCCAAGUUUAAGAAGACAAACCCUGGGAAGCCCCAUGUCAGGAUGUGUGUUCGGAGCUUUGAUGAGCAGAUCCCCUCCCUGCGGGCUUUGAAGCAGGUGACGUAUCUGAGUGGGGACGUCCCUCUGGUCUUUGCACUGGUGGAUCAUGGAGAAAUCACCUUCUAUUCACUGAAGGAGUUCAAGCUGCCCGUUGAUGUUUAUCACUGAAGUUGCUGUCACUUGCAGAAAUGGGAUGGGAUAAAGGGAAGAGUUUUACUCAAGAGUUGUUUUCCUGAUUAAUGAAAUAUUACAGAAAACAGAGCCUGUGAUAACUGGAACCGUGGGAAGUUGGCCAUUUUAUUGGCUGUUACAGACUUCACCCACCCAAAUGGCUCAGGCAUAAUGUGUGAUUUACAGCACACGAGUCUGUUUGGCUUAGCUGGGCUUUUCUGGGCUGGAGUACACACUGCUUUGUUCUUGAAGCCACUGGCUCUCCAGCUUUCUCACCUCAUGGACCACCAGCCUGCCUUUCCUGAGUCAUCUUUUGCUGACUGUGGACCAUUAGAAAACACAUUGCUGGUGAUCCUUUUGUCACAUGUAAAGAACACUGUGCUACACCGAUGGAAUGGUUGGAGUGUCACUGAGGUCAAUCAGGGACAGAAAAGCUGAUCAGUGCUGGUGGCCUGAGCCUCUGUCAUUCAGCUGUGCCAUCAGAUCAGAUUCUGGUCUGGAAAGGGCACAGCCAUAAACUCGUUUACCUGGAAGAAAAUUUCCAGACACUUGAGAACAGAAAACUGUGCCUUGAACACAAUUUCAUCAGCCAGAGGCCACAGAAAGCCCCAGAGCAUUUCAGACAGCAGCUUGGCCUCCUGCAGCAGCUGUGCUGAGAUGCAUUUUGGCCACACAGUGUUAAGCCAUACUAAAACUUGACCACCACUAUCAGCACACUGCAUCUGGCAGUCUCAGCGGGGCUGAGCUGCAGCCCCUCUCUUUCAGCCCAACAUUCUCCUAUCUGGCUGUGGAUCCUUGUUAUUUCUCUUGCACAUGGGAGGUCCCUGAGUAAAGAGAAAACCUACAAAUUCCUCAUGAGCUUUCCAGUCUGCUCUCCACCAGGAUAUCUAGGUACCAAAUUUGCUUUAGCCUCUAUGCCAAAAGUGCCAGGUGCCAGAAGGUCUGCUCAGUAGGUGGAAGUGAGCUAAGCAUGGCUGUGUUAGAUAUCAAAGUUUUCAGAACUGUAAUAGCAACUGGUUUAGAUGUGUUUUAUUUGGUAUUUUUUUAGUUCCUUUUGGAGAUGUGGAGAAGGCGAAGCAAUAAAAAAAUCCUUUUCCAACGA
Molecule: messenger RNA, 3040 nt
Organism: Agelaius phoeniceus (red-winged blackbird)
Lineage: Eukaryota; Metazoa; Chordata; Aves; Passeriformes; Icteridae
Source: RefSeq, a predicted model, not a curated record